This is a messenger RNA of Wasmannia auropunctata (little fire ant), 1166 nucleotides long. RefSeq names its product dehydrogenase/reductase SDR family member 11-like. Bases 126 to 872 code for a protein of 248 amino acids. The transcript has 6 exons. The record is from RefSeq and is a predicted model, not a curated record. NCBI's taxonomy places the organism in Eukaryota, Metazoa, Arthropoda, Insecta, Hymenoptera, Formicidae.
AGACAUUUUUUUUAUUAUAACGAAUUCAGCCUAGAAUAUCGCGAGUUUUACAGUGCAUUUCAUAACACAUCAGUUCUGUUGGCGGCAGCGAAGAUACGCAAUAGAAGAUACGCAAACAGGCAAUUAUGAUUCGUUGGCGUGGUAAAACCGCAGUCGUUACCGGCGCUGGAUCCGGCAUCGGCGAGGCAAUUACACGUGCUCUUCUGCGAAACGGAGUGAACGUGGCUGCUCUGGAUGUUCGAAAAGAAAGAUUAGCAAAACUUGAUGUGGAAUGUAAGCAGGAAGGUUCCCGAACCUUGGGCACGUUGCAUACUAUAUGCUGCGAUAUAAAUCGCGAGGACGAGAUCGAUGCAGCAUUCUCGCAAGUCGAGACGUUAGGUGGUGUGGAUAUUAUGGUCAAUAAUGCUGGCAUUGGCGACUUUUCACAAGUAAUAGAAAGCGAUAAAAAAACAUUUGAAAGAAUGUUAGAUACUAAUGUCUUCGCAGUUUCCGUGUGUACGAACAAAGCAGUGCGUUUGAUGCGCAAACAAAAUGUCGAAGGGUAUAUUUUUAAUAUUAUCAGCGUUGCGGGCCAUUAUUUAAUACCGAGUGUGGGUCCCAUGAAUGUAUAUCCUGCUAGUAAACAUGCAGCACUUGCUCUAACUCAGACCGUACGACUCGAAAUAGCGGAAAUUAAGGCUCCUAUUCGAGUUACUAGCAUUAGUCCCGGUACUGUAAAAACAAACAUCCUUGAACAUUCGGAUACAAUGAGAGACUUUUUCGAGAAAGUACUAACGCUUCAACCGUCAGACAUAGCGGAUGCGGCUCUUGGAACGCGACCGGAAGUUCAGAUUACACAGCUUACCAUCCAGCCAACCGGAGAGUCUUUCUGAAGAAUCUUCAGUAAAAUGCUCGUUUUGUUAAUGUAUCAACAGUUUUACAAAGAACAAUUUUACGCUAAUAAUAAAGUAAGAAACUCGUAAAGAGUCCCUAAGCUUUUAUGUUGCUUUGCAAUUUUUGUAUGAAUAUAAAAUUUGUUGUUCUCUAUCAUAAUACUGUCUACGUUUAACUUAAUAAUUUUGCUAAUAUAAUAUUUUUUAUGUGCAUCCAUUUAUAACUAAAUGGAAAUACAAAUGAACGAUCCAAUAAAAUUUAUAGAGCUAAGGAAAUAAAUAUUUGUAUGUUUA